GGUCGGGUCCCUUGUAGGUUGCUACCCCAGAAAUUGUUUGGCUCCAGUCUUCCAUGUGAAGUAUAAUCCCAACCAGUCCCAAGUUCUUGGUGAUGAGUUUGAAGACAAACCCAUGUGAUGUUUCAAAUGCGUAUGUCUCCUAGAUAUCCUCCAUUGCCUCACAUUUGAGACCACUCACUCUCAUUUAGAGAUUUCCCACCCAACUUUUAUCUAUAUAUACACACGCAUGUUAUUCCAUAGCCAAAUCAAGUCCUCUUAUUCUCUAGCAUAUAUUUAUCAACUUUUUUUCUUCCUCCAAAUCCAUUUGUGAACUUCAACCUUGUCCAAAGUGACAACAUCUAAAUGGCUGCUCGAGUUCUGGCUAUGAUGCAUGUUAAGCAGCUUCUCCGCCUGUCUGUUUUCAGUGGUACAGAAGCAGCUCCCACAGCUAAAAAUGUUCCAAAAGGCUGCUUUGCUGUGUAUGUGGGAGAGGGCGAGAAGAAGCGAUUCAUUCUACCAAUAUCAUACCUCAAUGAACCUUCAUUCCAGAAAUUGCUAAAUAAGGCUGAGGAAGAAUUUGGGUUCAAUCAUUCAAUGGGUGGUCUAACAAUUCCCUGCAGAGAAGAGGUCUUUAUGGACCUCACUUCUGGCCUAAACAGAUCGUGAUACAUGGAACCGAUAUGGAUCAGCAAAACAGAUUUGUAGCCUCAUGUACAGUUACUUCUCUUUCAGGGGAAGUAUUUGGUGGAUAAUGUACAUCCGAUCGAGAAAGUCACAAAAUUGCAAGUACUGCAGUAUCUGAAAAACAUUUCAAGCAGAUGUAGAGAUGGCUCUAGAGGCCCCAGAUGUAUCAAAAGGCAUAUUGGAGAAAGUCACAGGAGGUUCCUUGAGGCCAAUAAAGAGUUCGUUUGGAUCAUCCUGUGGGUGGUUCUUACAAAAUCUCAUGAAGAGAAGAUGUUGGUUAUAUUCUUGAAGUCAGUAUAACUCAUUAGUGAAAUCAAAGCCAUGCUAUUGGGUAGUGUUGAGAACCUGCACUGCCCGCCACAUCUGGCCCAAAAACCUCUCUUCUUUUUUGAAUAAAGAGUACUAGGAUUAGGCUCUUUCAAAAGUCAUUGUAAUAUUCUUAUUUUCUAUGUAUAAUGAAAGUUGGGACUCAUGCAAUUAUUUUGAA
Carya illinoinensis is the source of this 1150-nucleotide messenger RNA. Its product is annotated as auxin-responsive protein SAUR21-like. Lineage: Eukaryota; Viridiplantae; Streptophyta; Magnoliopsida; Fagales; Juglandaceae. The record is from RefSeq and is a predicted model, not a curated record. Gene Ontology annotation, biological process: response to auxin. The coding region runs from base 343 to 645 and encodes 100 amino acids. The transcript has a single exon.